Molecule: messenger RNA, 441 nt
Organism: Brachypodium distachyon (stiff brome)
Lineage: Eukaryota; Viridiplantae; Streptophyta; Magnoliopsida; Poales; Poaceae
Exons: 2
Coding region: 87-422 (111 amino acids)
Molecular function (GO): zinc ion binding; nucleic acid binding
Source: RefSeq, a predicted model, not a curated record
GCUUUCCGCUGAGCCAAGAGUUGGCCACGGAUACAAUUCUGGCAUCUCUUCCGCCAAGCUAUGCGCAGUUCGUUCAGAACUACCAUAUGCAUGGCAUGGAAAAGAAAGUCACUGAAUUGCAUGGGAUGCUUAAAACAGCAGAGGAGGAUAUCAAGAAAAAUACCAAGCAAGUGUUGCUGGUACAGGGAAAGCCAAAGUUCAAGAAAAAUUCUUGGGCUAAGAAGAAGGCAAAGAAGGGAAAGGCUAAGGAUGUGAUCCCGACCCCUGCCCCUGCUGCGCCUAAGGCUGGACCGGACUCAGAGACCGUAUGCUUUUUCUGCAAAGGCACCGGUCAUUGGAAGAGGAACUGCAGCAAGUACCAGGCCCACGUGGCAAAGAAGGGUGGAAGUGUGACUUCUACUUCAGGGGCUGGCAAGGACUAGGAGCGUCGCAAGUGGAGAG